AAAUCGCUUUAUGAUUGUUGUUUGUGCUUGUGUGACACAAGUCACCAUCGCGCCUUCUCAUAUUGAUAUUGCCAGGGCUAGGUGGUCGCUUCCUCUACCACAUAUAAAGGUCAUGAGCCCUCCCUGCUGCUUCGCGACGUCUGCUUCCUUGCUUACCACCUCGACAAUGACACUGACAACAUUUUGGACUCUUGGAGAUUCUCUGGGCUUGUCCUGAAUCCGAAACUCAUCAAACACGUUCGUUCGCUUCAUCAAUAUGCGUCUCCUGCUCCUGCUCAUUGCUGCCUUCUGCGGUGGCAUUUCCGCUCUCCCUUUCUUUGACGCCAUUGAUCAUGCAGUCAGCGCAGUUCACAAAGCCAUCCACCCCAGACAGAACUGUACCUGCCCUGGCAAUCUCCCAGAGCUACCUGACUUCGAAUUCCCUCACCUGAUCAUACCAAUCUCAGCCAGCAACCCGAAAACCGCAUACCCAGACACUUUGGUGCCAAACAUUACAGCUGGUGACGUUUCGAACAUCUUCAACUUUGAUGUCCCGGCAGAGCGCAGCGGCCAGACUUGCACCCUCGAGUUUCUCUUUCCCACUCUGGAUCAAUUGAGCUCGUCCUACUUCAAGCUCGACGGAUUCGGCACAUUCAGCUUCUCCCUGUCCGCUAUGGGCAAUGGUGCAGUCGAGGGAAACACGACUUAUGACAAUCAACCGAUGGGAGGCGACCCACAUGGCUUUCCUUGUUCGAAGAGUAUGCAACCAGGCAACGCAUACUCCUUAGGAAGCACUCUUUGUGUACCAGGAAGAAUAAGUGUCACCAUGAGCAGCACAGACAGCAGCCUUGAAUGGUUUCAAGACUACAAUCCAUGUCCUAUUGGUCUCUAUAUGACGUACUCACCAUGAAGACCGGGUGCUGUCGAGAGAUGAGAGCCUUGUGAGCGAGAAGCGGGGACAUUGCUGCACGGCUUCAAAUUGUUGGCGGCAUGAGAUCAGUAUUGUAGAGGUCAGGAGACUUUGGAAGAAGUAUGAGGGAGCGUUUCACUAGGUUGCAUUUCCUUAGCGAGUCCAGUCACCGUUGUUGACACGGUCAGGGAGGUUAUUCUUGUAUGGGAGUCGUAUGCUAUGAGUACCUAUCCGAGCUUGAUUCUGGUCGUUCAAGCAGAGCAUGUAUUAAACACACUUCUCUUUUUCAAGCCUAGUGUACUCAUUGGAUACUCCUUGUAUCUGCACCAGAAGUCUGUGCCUUACUAGUAGUCAGUGUAGGAUGAGAUAGAUAUGUGGGGGUAAGUAAUGCUGGCCACCCUCAUGAUAGAAGUCGUGGCUAAAAUAGGGAAGGCGCAGACAAUGCCCCUAGGCC
This is a messenger RNA of Exophiala viscosa, 1343 nucleotides long. RefSeq names its product ubiquitin 3 binding protein But2 C-terminal domain-containing protein. Bases 257 to 889 code for a protein of 210 amino acids. The record is from RefSeq and is a predicted model, not a curated record. The transcript has a single exon. Lineage: Eukaryota; Fungi; Ascomycota; Eurotiomycetes; Chaetothyriales; Herpotrichiellaceae.